GCAGCCCCAUGGACACCCUGAGUCUCAUCAGCCUGCACUGUUCUCAUCUGGUGUCGGGCGCGGCGGCCCCAGCCAGCCCCCCCGAGACUAGGGCAGGGCCCCAAACGACGUCCCCCUGCCUCCUCCCCAUAGACUGCAACGGCAGCGCUUCCAGAGAGGCCGGGGCAGCAGGGCAGGAGGGGCGGAGCUGGGAGCCAGGGGCCGGCGGCCCCAGCCAGCCUGAGCCGGGCUGCAGGAGGAGAAAGCCCCGCAAGCAGCCCGCACCCAGCCGGAGCGCUGAGGCCCGAGACCCCUCUUUCCAGGGGGUGACCCUCUGCAUGCGCCUUUGUCUUUGCCAAGGCAGCUCCGAUGGGUACCAGCUCCUCAUCCGCCCCCAGUACAGCAGUGCAACGUGUGGGAAAAGAAGCCGUAACCCAAAUCCAAGUCACGUCUCUUUAACAAGAGAAUUCUGCAGAGCCAGCAGUUCUGAGGAGGAUCAAGGCUCCCUCUCUGUCCAGAGUGGUAAGUGUUGCGCUUCCUGCCAGACGAGGAAAACUCCCCUGUGGAGGAUUGCUGAGGACGGCACCCCACUCUGCAAUGCUUGUGGCAUCAGGUACAAAAAGUACAGGAUACGCUGCUUCCGCUGCUGGAAUAUCCCGAAGAAAAGUGGCAAACCUUACUCCCGCUGCGUGAACUGUGGAGACAGACUGCGCAUGGCCGCGGCCCAGCAGAGAACCGGGAAAAGAAAAUGCGACGACUUCCUUAAAUCUCAAGCAAGGGCUCUUUGCAGUUAGCCGGAGAGCGGCUCUGGUACCUGCUGGAGUGAGCAGGGGCCCAGCGCUGCCCUGCGGGCUGAGCGGAGGGAUGCGAGAAGCGUUGGCUCAGUCCAGUUGCCUUUAGGACCAGUCGUUGCUUUUCCUCCUCCCUCUCGUGCUGUUGUGUUCUGUAAAAUGAACGUCCGCUCCUGCCUUUGCUUUGCGCAGCAACUUGGGAAAAUGAACCCAGGUUUUUGCACAGGCGAAGUUGUUACCGAGCUUGAAUGAGGGGUGGGAAAAUAAGAGUUUGAAUC
Molecule: messenger RNA, 1048 nt
Organism: Mauremys mutica (yellowpond turtle)
Lineage: Eukaryota; Metazoa; Chordata; Testudines; Geoemydidae
Gene: ZGLP1
Product: zinc finger GATA like protein 1
Exons: 5
Coding region: 9-773 (254 amino acids)
Biological process (GO): regulation of transcription by RNA polymerase II; spermatogenesis; oocyte development
Cellular component (GO): nucleus
Molecular function (GO): sequence-specific DNA binding; zinc ion binding
Source: RefSeq, a predicted model, not a curated record